This is a messenger RNA of Dibothriocephalus latus, 408 nucleotides long. The record is from the annotation of a GenBank genome assembly. NCBI's taxonomy places the organism in Eukaryota, Metazoa, Platyhelminthes, Cestoda, Diphyllobothriidea, Diphyllobothriidae.
AUGUCUGCUGACUCUGACACACGGAAGUCCUCAGAACCUACUUCGUCCCUGUCCCUCAUUGAUGAACACGUGACCUCGGCCCUUGACCAACCUGAGACAAAUGAUCGAAGAUGCAGUGACAGCUGCAAGUCACGGACCCUUCCUCCCAGCAUAAUGCUAUGCGCGGAUGAAGCUGCCGAUAGAGAUGUCGUUAAGUCAUCUAUGACGCUACCAGGUGUUCGAAUUCGCGAGAGACAACACAUUAUGACAAUGUGUCCGGAAAUGGGAACCUCUAAUCUUCGCUUCAUUCAUCAUUCUGAGAUCAAGGGAGCAGACGUAUGUCUUUCAAACAAUAUUUUUGUCACUCAAUCAAACCCAUCGUAUUGUGAUGCAUUCUUUAGUUUUACAUUUUCUUACUCAAUCCCUUGA